AUGUACAGUUUAAGCGCUUUUAUCCUCCUAGGGGGAGUCCUGGGGCUCUAUGUCCUGUUGAAGUCAAAGGCGUCACGAGCCCCUCUGCCUCCAGGCCCCAAAGGACUGCCCAUUAUCGGCAAUAUUGGUAGCGAUCUUCCGCGCGGCGGGAAAGACUGGGAGCAUUGGCUGAAACACAAGGAUUUGUAUGGGCCCAUUAGUUCGAUCACGACGGCGGGGCAUACCCUCAUCAUCCUAAACGGCGCCAAUGUGGCAAUGGAACUGCUGGAGAAGCGAUCGGCACGAUACUCAGCUCGACCGAGAUUGGUGAUGGCCCAUGAGCUUUCUGGAGCCGACAUCUUUGUCACCAUGCAUACUGAAAACGCUCUCGUUCAUGAACAACGAAAACGCAUACUCUCACAGCUGCGCUCGGAACGCGCGUUAUUAUCGCUUUACCCGCAGGUGGAUACGGUGGUCCGACGCUUCCUGCUGCGGACGUUGCAAAAACCAGAGGAGUUAAUGGAUCAUAUCAAAACAGGAAUCGGAGGAGUUAUACUAAAGAUCGCAUACGGUUAUACCGCCGGGUUUCAUGGUCGGGAUCCCCUCAUCGAUCUCGUGGAAAACACAUCUUUUGCAUUCGGCAUAAUAAACCAGCCAGCAGGUUGGCUGGUGGAUAGCAUUCCCGCCCUGAAGUACAUGCCGAGUUGGUUUCCGGGGGCAGGGUUUAAGAAAAAAGCCAGGGAGUAUCGACGCGGAUUUCACACAUUGGCUAAUUGGCCGUUCGCCUUUGCUCGACAUCAGAUGAAGGAGGACAAGUAUGAACCUUCAUUCGUUUCCAGACAGAUUGAGCAGACAGGCUCGACACUUAGUCCCGAAGAGGAGCUGAAGAUCAAACGCUCGGCAGCUGCGGUCUUCCAGGCCGGCUAUGAUACGACGGCAUCUACCAUCACAUCCUUCUUUUUGGCAAUGGCGCUGUUUCCUGACGCACAGCAAAAGGCCCAGGAGGAAAUCGACCGAGUCAUAGGAGCGAGGCUCCCUACGCCUGAAGAUCGGGUGAAAUUACCCUAUGUUAAUGCACUUAUCAACGAGGUCCUACGCUGGAACCCAGUGGUUCAGAUAGGCAUCAUGCACGCAGCCACAGAAGAUGACAUUUACGAGGGCUACCUGAUCCCCAAGGGGGCCCCGAUCGUCCCCAAUAUUUGGGCAUUUGCGCACGAUCCAGAGGUAUACUCUGAUCCCAUGUCGUUCCGGCCCGAGCGCUUUUUGGCAUCGGACGGACACACCCCAGAACGUGAUCCGCACACGCUGGUCUUCGGAUUUGGACGCCGGAUUUGCCCCGGCCGUCCGCUGGCGGACUUCAAUAACUUUCUCACGAUCGCACGGUCACUCGCGGUCUUUCGUAUUCGAAAGGCCAUGAAAGAUGGCAAGGAGAUCGACCCCAUCGUAGAUAUCAGGAGGGGAUCGUCGGUCACCUAUCACCGUUCCAAGUGA
Molecule: messenger RNA, 1470 nt
Organism: Aspergillus nomiae NRRL 13137
Lineage: Eukaryota; Fungi; Ascomycota; Eurotiomycetes; Eurotiales; Aspergillaceae
Product: cytochrome P450
Exons: 7
Coding region: 1-1470 (489 amino acids)
Molecular function (GO): monooxygenase activity; oxidoreductase activity, acting on paired donors, with incorporation or reduction of molecular oxygen; heme binding
Source: RefSeq, a predicted model, not a curated record